AAACAAACUCUUGUUUGUUGUAUUUUGUAUAAUAAUUUGUAACUUGAGUUUUGUGUUUAUUGUAAUUCUAUUUUUAUAACUUUGAAAAAUGUUUUCAUAGUUUGAAUUUGUGUUUUUCAAUUUAGUUGAACUAUUAUUUUGUGUCUGCUGUAUUGACUCUACUAUUUUCUAAUUUCUUCUUUUCGAUAAUCUGAACCUGAAGUAGUAUUCCAAAUUGCAGAAAUGAAAAAAUUGUCUCAGAAAAAAGGUGCCAAAGAAGAUCCUAAGCAAUCAAAAAUAUCAAAUUUCUUUGCGGCUCCGAAAAAUGGAAAGAAUGUAACAUCGACCGGAAGCAACGCAUCUACAUCUUCUCAAGUAAAUUAUAAAGUUGAAGAUAUUGAAGAUGAUAUCAAAUUUCCGCUCACCCCUCCAAUAAGCCAAAACAUAAUACAACCCAGUGAGGCUGGUAAGACUGUAAGCAUCAAGUCACCUUUGAAAAAGAAGAUUGACAAGGAGAAUAGUGUUGAGGAGAGUGUAAAGGAAAAUUUGCUGAUCUUGAGCCCUGAAGAGAUCCCGCCUACGCCACCGCAACCCCUCAUACCAACAUCAAGAACCGGAAACAAAGGAGUGAAACGAAAAUGUGAAUUUCCUGCUUCAAAAAAUUGUGAUAAAAAUCUAAAUGAUGCUUCUGUUGUUCACGCUAAAAAGAUUCCGAAAAAUGUGAAAGUAGAGUCUUCUACCGCGAGUGACAGUUCAGCCUCUCCCUCAGGUGACGGAAAUAAAAUUUUUCGGCCAGAAAAUACAUGUGAAGCCAAAGAUAGUGAGAUUGAAAAGAAAGAUAGUGAUAAUUGCAAGAAGAAAGACGUAUCUCUGUGUCUGAAUGAGACAGCUGAAACCGAAUGCAGCAGUGAUAUGAAAGACCUCUUGUUUGAAGAUUGGGAACUGGAUGGAGCAGAAAAUAUCAGGAAUGAUUUGAACUUGGAGAAAGCCGUACGUUGCACCAUAACUAAAAUCAACUACUUACAAGGUUUACAUAAAACCGAAAUUCAUCUCAAGGAGUUGAAGAGCUCCGCAGAAACUAAGUGUACUCUGGAAGGAUCAUGGUCUGGCUUAGUUCUGAGAGAGAACGACACAAUAAGCAUUGCAGCUAAGUGGGAUUCGCACGUGGGUUGGGUGGUGAGCGACCUGCAUGGCUUCGUUGUCCUGGAGCCGGACACACUCAUCUCGAGCACAGCUCUGGUUGGCUCACUGUUCUGUAUGCGACGUGCCAUACUGGCCAACAUGUUCCGGGGGCUGGACCCAGGGUCGGACAUCAUGGUUAUGGGGUCACUCGUGCAUGAGAUAUUGCAAGAGGUGCUAGAUAGGAAAGUGCGAAGCGAAGAUGAAAUCAGAACGAUCGCCAACAACUCAAUUUCAUCCAAAAGUUUCAUAUUUUCAAUGUAUUCGUCGCAGAUGACAAUGGAACAUGUCAAGAAGCAGUUGGACUUGUUUGUUCCUCGGAUUAAAACAUUCAUAUCAACUUAUAUUCCACCUGUAGUUGGAAAGAAAAAUGAGGAUGAUUGGCAAGGAGAAAUUACAGCUAUUGAGGAUAUAGAAGAAAACAUUUGGGCCACAAAUCUAGGCUUGAAAGGGAAGGUUGAUGUCACUGUGAAGGUGAAAGUUGACAACUCUACCAAGAUUUUACCGCUGGAAUUGAAAACGGGGCGCGCCUCAAUGUCAUCUGAGCACAGGGGCCAACUCAUACUUUACGCCCUCAUGAUGACUGAGAUUGGCCAACCUGUCUCGUCUGGGCUUCUUCUUUACUUGAGGGAAGGAGUAAUGAAGGAAGUGAAAGCUGGCGUCAUGGAAAAACGAGACUUGCUUCUUCUUCGCAACGAAUUGCUGAGAUAUACGUUUGAUGGCAAAUCUGUCGAUAAAGAUGAGAAUGGUCUUCUACCCUCGCCAUGCUUACCCAAACCCAUAAAUCAUAGGAAAGCCUGCAAUAGUUGUCCAUAUGUGACAAUAUGCUCUUCAGCUCUUCGGUCAGUUUGGCUUAUUUAG
Nilaparvata lugens (brown planthopper) is the source of this 2019-nucleotide messenger RNA. Its product is annotated as DNA replication ATP-dependent helicase/nuclease DNA2-like. The transcript has 8 exons. Bases 223 to 2019 code for a protein of 598 amino acids. The record is from RefSeq and is a predicted model, not a curated record. Lineage: Eukaryota; Metazoa; Arthropoda; Insecta; Hemiptera; Delphacidae.